Messenger RNA from Perca fluviatilis (European perch), 1057 nucleotides. RefSeq names its product rootletin-like. Lineage: Eukaryota; Metazoa; Chordata; Actinopteri; Perciformes; Percidae. The record is from RefSeq and is a predicted model, not a curated record. The transcript has 6 exons. Bases 461 to 1057 code for a protein of 198 amino acids.
UAAAGGGUUUGGAUUUUUAAUAAAAUGUGUUCUUGAGAAGUGGUGAACCAGAUCUGAGUCCUGUUUGGGAGGACCGGUGACCCGUCAUGGCGUCUGCCCUGCCAUGGAAACACCAUGGUAACACCCCAAACCUGCAUUCUGUUUCUACGGCAACGGCCCGGAAGCGCGUGGUCACCUGGGCAACGUCGACUACUACUUGCCUGCAGCUGCUCCUAAAGUUUCUUGGCUUCUAGCUAGUUAUGUCAGUGAUUUCUUUACUCUCUAGCCAUUUCUUUACGUAGGUUUAGGUUCCGUACGACUUUUCUUUAUUUCUUAUUACAUUAUUUUAAUGACAUGCUAGGUUUGUGCUUUGUUUGACUCAACAUUUGACUUCCAUCUACCUGAGUUAACCUGAGUUAACGUUAUAGCAAGCUAACAUUACAGCAAGGUUUGUGUGUGUUAAAGCUGGGCUACUUUUACAAUGAGUUCUCAACGGGACCAAGGUGCCCACUCCCCCAGGCUGGAGGCUGUGAUUCAGAAGUUGGAGGAGUCUCUGCUUCACUCUGAUGGCAGCUCAGGAGAGAGGACGCUGACACUUCAAGGUGAUGGAGAGGGGUCUGGUGUCACGUCUGUCUCCACCCGCAUCCGGCAGAUCAUCACACGCAACCUGGCAGAGCAGUCAGCUGGAGCGAGCUCUGAGGUCAGCGAGCUGGAGGAGAACAGGGCCCUGAGGGAGCAGCUUUCUCAGAGCCAGAUGGACCGUGACCAGCCACUAGUCAAACAGCUCGAUCAGAUGCUGAUGCUGGACUCAGACCAGGACAGUGUAUCGCCAGGAUCCCUGCAAUUGCACAUCAAGGAGAGAGCAUACAGGCAAAAACUGCGGGCAUACCAGGAGGCCCAGCAGAGACAAGGCCAACUUGUUCAGAAGCUGCAAACCAAGGUUCUUCAGUACAAGAAGAGGUGUGGGGAGCUAGAAGAGCAGGUGCUAGAGAAGACCUCAGAGUCUGAGAAGAUGAGAUUGUUGCUGCAGGCCCACCUGGACUCAGCCCAGCGUCAGCAGCGGACAGAGCAAGGAUGA